Messenger RNA from Papaver somniferum (opium poppy), 471 nucleotides. RefSeq lists its product as uncharacterized. Lineage: Eukaryota; Viridiplantae; Streptophyta; Magnoliopsida; Ranunculales; Papaveraceae. The record is from RefSeq and is a predicted model, not a curated record. Bases 1 to 471 code for a protein of 156 amino acids. The transcript has a single exon.
AUGGAAGAUUCAGGUCACGAAGCCGACGAAUCCGAAAAAGACCAGACCAUGUCAGAAGGGAGAGAUGAAGAUGAAGAGGAAGAAGAUUGGAGAAUCCCGAUCCGCCAGUAUCUUGACAAAGGUACCUUACCAGCAGAUGUCAAGGAAUCUCGAAAACUGGAGCCAAAAGCAGCAAUGUACAGCCUGCGUAAUGGAAUCCUAUACAAAAGGUCAUUUCUUGGACCUUUGAUGCGAUGUCUAUCACAAACCGAAGGAAGAAGAAUACUACAUGAUAUACAUAGCGGAGAGGCAGGAAAUCAUAGAGGAAGAAGGUCCUUAGCUAAGACGCAAGGAUAUUACUGUCUGAGUAUGUACGAAGAUGCAAAGAACAUAGCUGAGCGCUGCGAAAUAUGUCAACGCUUUGCCAAGAAGAUUAGAACACCAACAACGGAGCUCAACUCAGUUAUCAUCCCUUGGCAAUUUGUCAAAUGA